AGAAGCAAAAAAGAUUUGGAAAAUGGUGGCUCUCACUUCCUUAUCCCCAGCCCCGCCGCGCCCUUCCCCGUCUCCGGCCACACCUCGCCGUCGGCCGCCGCCGCCGCCUCAUGUUAUCCCUUCACCGCACGUCCGAAGCCGGCCCGCCCCCACCGUCGUAUCCGCCACCCCCGGUGCCACAGACGGCUACCACUCCACCAUCCGCUCCCUCAACUCCCGCGGCCGCCACGUCCCUCGCAAGUCCCUCGGGCAGAACUACAUGCUGAACUCGAAGGUGAACGAGGAGCUGGUGGCGGCGGCGGGGGUCGAGGAGGGGGACGUCGUGCUUGAGAUUGGCCCGGGGACUGGCUCUCUCACGGAAGCUCUCCUCGCUGCCGGCGCCACCGUCUUCGCCGUAGAGAAGGAUAAGCAUAUGGCCACACUUGUGAACGAUAGGUUUGGAUCCACAGAACAAUUGAAGAUCAUCGAAGAAGAUAUCACAAAAUUUAACGUCCGCUCCCAUUUUGUUCCUUUCCUGGAGGAAAAAUCCCAUCAUUCGAAAAAAUAUGCCAAGGUGGUGUCAAAUUUACCAUUUAAUAUAAGCACUGACGUCGUCAAACUGCUUCUCCCAACGGGUGAUGUCUUUUCUGAUAUGGUGCUUUUGCUUCAGGAUGAAACAGCAUUGCGCCUUGCAGAUGCUUCAAUACAAACACCAGAGUACCGACCUAUCAACGUGUUUGUGAAUUUCUACUCAGAACCAGAGUACAAGUUCAAAGUUGAGAGAACAAAUUUUUUCCCUCAACCAAAGGUUGAUGGUGCUGUUAUAAGCUUUAAGCUAAAGAAUGCAGGGGAUUACCCACCAGUUGGUUCUCAAAAAAGCUUCUUUUCAAUGGUGAACUCCGCUUUCAAUGGAAAGCGCAAGAUGCUUCGUAAAUCACUCCAGCAUCUGUGUUCUUCCUCUGAGAUCGAGGCUGCUCUGACCAGCAUUGGUCUUCCAGUUACAGCUAGACCUUCCGAUCUGGUGUUAGAUGAUUUCGUGAGGUUGCACAAUCAUUUGGCGAAAACAUGAAUAUCCGGUGCCUUAUAACUGCCUGUGGAACUGUGUUGGUUUGGCCGCUGCACUGAGCAUAUCGCUGAAGAAAUUUUGUCCCCACA
This is a messenger RNA of Oryza brachyantha (malo sina), 1134 nucleotides long. RefSeq names its product ribosomal RNA small subunit methyltransferase, chloroplastic. Gene Ontology annotation, molecular function: rRNA (adenine-N6,N6-)-dimethyltransferase activity. The record is from RefSeq and is a predicted model, not a curated record. Gene Ontology annotation, biological process: rRNA methylation. Bases 23 to 1048 code for a protein of 341 amino acids. Gene Ontology annotation, cellular component: mitochondrial matrix. The transcript has 10 exons. Lineage: Eukaryota; Viridiplantae; Streptophyta; Magnoliopsida; Poales; Poaceae.